Molecule: messenger RNA, 504 nt
Organism: Microthlaspi erraticum
Lineage: Eukaryota; Viridiplantae; Streptophyta; Magnoliopsida; Brassicales; Brassicaceae
Source: the annotation of a GenBank genome assembly
AUGGAUCCCAAGAUCCUAAAAGGAGGGCAGGAUGGGUAUGGUGGUGGUUUUGUUUUCAAGGAACUUGAACAUCUGAAGAUAUUUUUGUGCAAAAAGGAUUCGUCCAAUGUUCUUGCACAGUUGCUCAAAGACUCCCCUAACUUACGAGUACUAGAAAUCUCGCACAUGAAAGAUCAUGGGGAUGAUGUGCUUAAUUGUAUGGUUAGCUGGAACGAACCGAGUCGUGUUCCUGAAUGCUUGUUGUCGAGUCUACAGUUGUUCAAAUGGUCACAAUACUUUGGGAGACGGCAAGAUCGAGAAAUUGCGGUUUACUUGUUGAAAAACGCUCGUCACUUAAAGACGGCAACAAUAUUGGCUGAUACAAUGGAAUUUGGUGUUCCAAAACUUAAUAUGGUCAAGGAGUUGACACUUUCUUCCAGAACUUCAAGCACAUGCGAGCUCGUGUUUGUUGAGUGGCAUCAUGUUGUGGCGGACGAGUCUUUGUCAGAAGACUCUUCGGCAUAA